AUGUUCACGGUAUGGCAACAUUUCAGGCCUGAAUCAAAACUCCUGGUGGACGCCAUGGCUGGUUAUGGCGCGCUUGGUGCUCCAGCCGCCCUUGCGGCUGGCUCAGCCUACAAGCUCUCGAGCGGCUACGAGAUGCCAAUGUUGGGCUAUGGCACCUUUCGAUCUGAGCCCGGUGUUGUGAAGGGAGCAGUCUUGGAGGCCAUCAAGGCCGGCUACAGGCACCUAGACCUGGCACAUGUCUAUGGGAACGAGAAGGAGGUCGGCCAAGCCUUGAAAGAAGCCUUUGAGUCGAAGAUCGUGACCAGAGGAGACCUGUUCCUGGUUGGAAAGCUGUGGAAUUCGGACCACGACGUUGACAUAGUGCCACAGGCCUAUCAAAAGUCAUGCGAUGACCUGGGUGUGGAGUACCUGGAUUUGUACCUGAUCCACUUCCCCGUGGCUGUGAACCACACUGGCCUCGACAACCCCAACUUCGGCCCAGGCGCCCAACUCGGCACCACACCACUCAUUGACACGUGGAGAGCCAUGGAGAAGUUGGUCGAUGAGAAAAAAGUUCGCUCCAUCGGUGUGAGCAACUUCCCUCUGAUGCUCUUGCAUGACUUUUGGCUCCAGGCACGUGUGAAGCCUGCCGUGAACCAGAUCGAAGUGCACCCCUUCUACGUGCGCAACUCCCUCGUGAACUACUGCCUCAGCCGCAAUAUUGCCGUCACCGCCCACACACCCCUGGGUGGCGGCCAGGCGAACACUACGCAGUUUUCUGCGGCCGCCGCGCCCAUGGAUUCGCCGGAGAUCAAAAGCAUCGCAGAAGCCAAGGGCAAGAGCUGUGCACAGGUGAUCCUGCGUUGGCUCCUGCAACGAAAGAUCCAAGUCAUCCCCAAGAGCACCUCCCCUGGACGCAUGGCUGCGAAUGCUGAUCUCUUUGACUUCCAGCUGUCCCAAGAAGAGAUGGAUCAGAUUAGCGCCCUGGACCGCUACCAGAGUGCCAAGACGAACCCAAAUCCGAUGUCGCACUUCCUCACAGGGCCCGAUAGCUUUGAGAAGGGAGGCUGGGCCAAGUCCCUGGUCAAGUCCAAGAUCCAGCCGCUGGGUGACCCAAGGUCGGAGGAAACACGUGCCUCCAGUGAUGGACCCCUUGGAUCCUUUGUGCACUUUGAAGCUGAGCAUCAGAAUCUGAUGAAGAAGGAUGUGAUGAUGACCUCCAUGAGCGAUUGGUACAGCUCUCGAGACUUGGCGCGUGUGGGGAAGCUGCAGAAUGUCACCAUCUCCAGCGGAACCACGGUGCAGAUCUUCAGUGCCGUGCCGGUCUUCGGAGACGAAUCGUACAUCGCUCUGCUGGUGGAACAGGGAGGUGAUGCUUGGAGAGGCAAGCCGCGAGACUGGUGGCCAGAUCUUGAUGCAUUCGUCAUGUUCUGUGCUGGGCCUGAUGGGCACAGGACGCAGGUGGAGCCGCGUGGGCACUCGUGGAUGUGUCCUUGGCCCCGCGAAGAAUGGCGGACCAAACGAUUUCACGUCGUGCUGGAGGACAAAGAUGGGAAGAAACUCGGCACCGUUGUGGCAGAACAUGAGCCAGAGCUCUUGGGGCAAUACGCAACGAUGGCAUGUGUCCGGGACAUUUUCUACAUGCCAACUCCGAGAAACCAUGUACAAGGCGGGCCGUUCAGCGGCCCUUUCAAGCAAUGGAUCGAAUGGAUGGAAUGGUCUUCCAUGCAUGGUCUGGAACAUUUCCUAAUCUACACCUUUGAGGGCACUGAUUUGGCUACAAAGGAUCUUAUGACACCCUAUCUUGAUGCUGGCAUUGCAAGCAGAGUUCAUUUCCAGUUUUAUCACCGCAGCAAUCUCGUUCGCUUUGGGCGCCUCAUGAAUGAUUGCAUCUACCGCGCAAAGAAUCAUGCAAAAUGGCUGGCAACAAGCGUGGAUGUGGAUGAGUAUAUGGUGUUCCCGGGUAGAGUAAAGUAUUUCAACUGGGACCACAUCCUGAAAGAGCAAGGAGUUUCGGAGGACAAGGUUGCCAGUCUUGAACUUGCACGGGUUCGUUUUGCACGAGCACGUCCCGAAACGUACGAGAUUUCAUCCGACCACCGGGUUCCGAGCCUUGAUGAACGGCCAAAGCAAGUCAUCAACGUUGAAAACGUCUACCGCACCUCUAUCCAUUGGCUGACAUGUUCCAAGAAUGGCACUGACAUGAUACAUGUGGAUUCAAAACUUGCAAUCAUCAACCACUACAGGAUACCAGAACAAAUGCGGACGGGCGACUAUUACCAUUUUAACUUUCAAGAUCCUUAUGCCACGAUGAAAGAUGAAGGGCUUAGUAAGGAGAUGCCUCUGUUGGAAACAGCUCUCGCGAAAAGGUUCAACAUCCAAACGGCAGAUGUGAAAGAUUUUCUGAAGAACCUGGCGCAAAGACAUCCGCCAGCGACAGACAUUGCAGCUGCACACCACUUGUGA
Messenger RNA from Cladocopium goreaui, 2445 nucleotides. The record is from the annotation of a GenBank genome assembly. NCBI's taxonomy places the organism in Eukaryota, Dinophyceae, Suessiales, Symbiodiniaceae.